This is a messenger RNA of Cornus florida, 2069 nucleotides long. Its product is annotated as squalene monooxygenase SE1-like. Gene Ontology annotation, molecular function: flavin adenine dinucleotide binding; squalene monooxygenase activity. Gene Ontology annotation, cellular component: endoplasmic reticulum; membrane. Bases 269 to 1819 code for a protein of 516 amino acids. The transcript has 8 exons. Gene Ontology annotation, biological process: sterol biosynthetic process. The record is from RefSeq and is a predicted model, not a curated record. NCBI's taxonomy places the organism in Eukaryota, Viridiplantae, Streptophyta, Magnoliopsida, Cornales, Cornaceae.
GUUCUCUCUCUCUCUCUCUAGACUCUAGUUCACGGUCCGACUGCAAUAUUGUUUCUGUUCCCAGUUUCCCAAUCACCUCUAACUCUAACUCUAACUCUGACCAGACCACAACACAACACAACACCACCCUCUCUUUGUUUUGGCCUAUAAAUGGACCUUGCACUCCAACUGUGCUCUCUCAUCCUCUUCCUUCACACUUUCCCAACACCACCAGAGAUACCCACAUACAUUUGCAAUUGCAAUUUCAGAGGGGUAGAGAGAGAAAACGAUGAUGAUUCUGGGGUUGACUUUCUUUGUCUCUCUGUUAGGCUUUGUUCUUCUCCAUAUUUUGCGAGACAGGAGCAAGAGAAACCGCCAAAAGAAAGCUACUAGUAGUACUGCGUUUGAGAUCCGGGGCAACAGUAGAGAAUUCUGCCCGGACAAAUCUGACGUCAUCAUUGUCGGAGCUGGGGUUGCCGGUGCCGCACUCGCUCACACCCUCGGAAAGGACGGACGACAAGUUCAUGUGAUUGAGAGAGAUUUGACAGAGCCUGACAGAAUUGUUGGUGAACUGCUACAACCAGGUGGAUACUUGAAGCUCAUUGAAUUGGGCCUUGAAGAUUGUGUGGAGGAAAUUGAUGCCCAGCCAGUAUUUGGAUAUGCUCUUUUUAAAGAUGGCAGAAGUACUAAACUGUCAUAUCCCCUCGACAAAUUUCAUUCUGAUGUGGCUGGGAGAAGCUUCCACAACGGGCGCUUCAUACAGAGAAUGAGGGAAAAAGCUGCUACACUUCCCAACGUACGUCUUGAGCAAGGAACAGUGACAUCCCUGCUUGAAGAAAACGGAGCUGUUAAGGGGAUACGGUACAAAACUAAGACUGGUCAGGAGGUUAGAGCGUAUGCUCCCCUUACAAUUGUUUGCGAUGGCUGCUUUUCAAAUUUGCGACGCUCUCUUUGCAACCCUAAGGUGGAUGUGCCAUCUUGCUUUGUUGCUUUGAUCCUUGAGAACUGCCAACUUCCAUUUCCAAAACAUGGGCACGUUAUUUUAGCAGAUCCGUCACCCAUCUUAUUUUAUCAAAUCAGUACUUCUGAGAUUCGUUGUUUGGUUGAUGUACCUGGUCAAAAGCUACCUUCUAUUGGCAAUGGUGAAAUGGCCACCUAUUUGAAAACCACAGUGGCUCCCCAGAUACCACCUGAGGUGCAUGAUGCUUUUAUAGCUGCAAUUGAAAAAGGAAAUAUUAAAACAAUGCCGAAUAGAAGUAUGCCGGCUGCUCCCCUUCCUACCCCUGGAGCCCUUUUAAUGGGUGAUGCUUUCAACAUGCGUCAUCCUUUAACUGGUGGAGGAAUGACUGUCGCACUUUCUGAUAUUGUUGUAUUGCGAAAUCUUCUUAAGCCGCUACAUGACCUGAGUGAUGCAGAUUCUCUGUGCACAUAUCUUGAAUCAUUUUACACCUUGCGCAAGCCAGUGGCAUCCACAAUAAAUACUUUGGCAGGAGCCCUAUACAAAGUGUUCUGUGCAUCCUCUGAUCAAGCAAGUAAGGAAAUGCGCCAAGCAUGUUUUGACUAUCUGAGCCUUGGAGGUGUUUGUUCAACUGGACCUGUGGCUCUGCUCUCUGGUCUAAACCCUCGCCCGCUAAGCUUAGUUCUCCAUUUCUUUUUUGUGGCUUUAUAUGGUGUUGGUCGUCUGUUGCUACCUUUUCCUUCACCUAAACGCAUGUAUAUUGGAGCCAGAUUGAUUUUGGGUGCAUCGGGUAUCAUUUUUCCCAUCAUAGAGGCUGAAGGAGUUAGACAAGUGUUCUUCCCUGCAACCAUUCCAGCAUAUUAUAGAGCUCCUCCUCUAUAAUAAAUAUCAAGCUGACUUAUGCUUGAAGCUUUUAUCUUAACUACCUUCCACAUCUGAUAGCGACGGAGAUAUAUUUGUAUUCUUAUUUCUUCCAUUGUAGAGGAAUGCUGAGAAAUUUUUUGAAUUUUUCUGACAACUAGAAACUGAAAAUCAAAUUUAUCAAUGUGAAGUUCUCUUAGAAAUGUAAAAAGUAUUUCUUCCAACUUGACGUUCAUUGUGCUAUAUACAUUACUAAUGGGCAUGUUCUUAC